Messenger RNA from Sinocyclocheilus rhinocerous, 1545 nucleotides. Its product is annotated as regulatory factor X-associated protein-like. The record is from RefSeq and is a predicted model, not a curated record. Gene Ontology annotation, biological process: regulation of transcription by RNA polymerase II. Gene Ontology annotation, cellular component: nucleus. The coding region runs from base 147 to 719 and encodes 190 amino acids. Lineage: Eukaryota; Metazoa; Chordata; Actinopteri; Cypriniformes; Cyprinidae. The transcript has 3 exons.
UGGCAUUUUUAAUGACAGUCAUAUAAAAAUCAGCUUAACAAUAAUUUAUUCUGUGCCGAGUUCACAAAAAAAGGCAAGUCUGGUCAGUACGUUCAUAAAGGUCGGAUGACAGGUGGGAAUUUGGGUUUUACUCUAAACAGACAAAAAUGAGCGACAACGUUCAUCUUAGUUUAGCACACGCGGGUAAAGACGGCCAAAACUCGGCAGCCGCGGACAGCAACGACCAGGACCAGGAGAGCUUCCCGUACGACGCGGAAGAUCCGGGCGAAGAGAGCGACGCGCCGGAGGCGAAAGACGGCGCGGUCAGUCCGGAGGAGCUCAACGACGACGAGACGUCCGGAGAGAGCGAGAACGUGCCCAAGACCUGCAUCUAUGACGGCUGCACCGAGACCACGACGCAGGUGGCCAAAGCCAGGAAGCCCUGGAUGUGCAAAAAACACCGGAAUAAAAUGUACAAGGACAAGUACAAGAAAAAGAAAAGCGACCAGGCCAUGUCGUCGGGAAAACUAGAAGAGAGUUCGGAGGAGAGGCCUGUAUCUGUUACUAAACAACGGCUGGGUACCAUAGGAGACAGACCCGCCAGACCGUCCCUCAUUGAGCAGGUGCUGAACCAGAAGAGACUGUCUCUGCUGAGGAGUCCAGAAGUCAUCAGUUUCCUUCAGCGGCAGCAGCGUUUACUGACCACACAGAAUCGAGCUCAAACACAGCACAACUACUGAAGACUGAAGAUGUUUUACUCAUCCUGUUGACGAUUUAAUGCAGACACAUUUUCAAUGACAUUUUUACAACGCCAGUAUUCUAUACUCAUGUGAGAACCAUUAGCAUCUGUGACCUACAGCCAUCCUUGAUGGUGAGGAGACUAUCAACACUGCAUUCUGAAAACUUGGAUAUUUGACAAGGAUCUGAUCGAUCUGAAGUACUUCUGUCAUCAUCAAUCUCUUUGAGAUCAUGAAAUGAAUUAGCAGCUAAAUCUACUAUAUAUCAACAAUCCAUUUGAAUAAGCACCCUGUUCGGCCACAUGUAGUGUCUUUUAGGAUUUUUAAAUUAUUGAUAGAAAAUAUGAAAUGGCAGCUGUUAUCAAAAGAUUUUUUAGUGAUCAAUCCUAUCUGUAAUAAUGUCACCAGUGAAAGCUACAGUUUAGUUUCACCUUUUUUGCCACACACACAUUUGCCACACUUUAUUAUUAUUUUAAACAUGGUGUAAACUCAGUAAGUUGCUGAGGGCGUUCCAAUGACGUUUUAUUGAUCUUGUGCAGUUUUCAGCUUUAAAAGCAUUAAUACUUAAGGAUUUUUCCGGUCAGAAAAUAAACAGGCAGAAAUAGAAGGGAGUGUUUUGUAUUACAAGAACAAGAAAGCUAACGCAAAUGCAAAACAACAUGAAAUGUUAUAGAAGACACAUAUUAGCCAAAAUAUGACACAAAUAAACCAUUUCCAGAACAAGUACCUGCCUGACACAUUUCUUUGGCUUCCUAUUGGAGAGUUUCUGUCUGAAUUGAUCUCAGCUACUACAUACUGUGAAGUAGUAGUGUUUUUUCUUUAUUAAAAU